CUGUGUUCUAUACAUUUUUUUAGUGAUUAUGGUAAUUUUUCAUAAAGCCUUUUCUAUCCCAAUAUACACCAUAUGGUUACCAGUCAUGGGAAUAAAACCAAAAGUUCCCUUUUCUGCUUUGACUAUUAACUGUUUAUCUGGGAUCUCUCGGUGAGCACACAGAAGUCACCUCAGGAGACAGCACUGGCACUUACCAUGUGAGAUCCCUGGAUCACUCCUGUCUGGCAGUGAGCUACAGCAGUACUGAUCAGCUCCUGUAGUUUUCCACAGCAAGGUACAUAGUAAUCAUCUUUUCCAUCUUCACUGGAUGCCUUUUGAAUCUGGGGGUGCAAAGUUUAUCCAAAAAGGGUGAAAAAUAAAUGUUUUGUGGGCACCUGUGUAUCUAAGACCUCUUGCCAUCAAAAUACACAUGAUAUAUAGGAGAAAAAUAAAUUAGCUUAGUGAGAGGAAAACAAAAGAUGAAGGUAUAUAACACAAUUAAUUAUAUAACAUUCUGUUUGACAGUAUUUUUUCCUCUAUCCCAGAAAAAGAGAGCACCUGCUACCCAGAUCAAUUACACAAGACAUGUUCUGAGGGACAUCUAAGAGAUUAGAAGAGACAACCAAACACCUUUCAAAAAAUCUGGGAAGUGAGAUAGAUAGAAAGCUGUUAUUUCUGUCUAAAUGUACAGAUUGGUAAAUAAUAAAUUCCAUUAUGAAAGGGUGAAGCACAAGAUGAGUAAGGUAGAGUAAGAAAACACUUGAUUGACACCUCGUGCUUCUGAUCUGCAGAAGUGCUCAACAUAUUUAGGUGGACAGAUAUAAAAGGGAAGAAAAUAAACAUUCGUCAGGCAUUGUUACAGAAAAAGUUGUGUCAUGAUGUGAUAUCUUAAUGCGUUGAGUGAAGUUCUCAAAGCCCAAGACUUCAAUGAAUUUUAUAAAAGAAUAAUUCCCAAUGCUAACAGCCAAAUCUUCUAUGCAUUAUGAGAAUAUUUAGUUUAUACUAAUCAGGACACAGAAAAGGAUUUAAACCAUCAUGAUUUAGUAACCACCCACUGAUAGGUUUAAGAUAGUUAUGUCUACUGCAAUCAAGCAAAUCCUUAAGGGCUGGGUGUCUUUUACCAUCUCCUGGAGCAACUUAAUUUGACAUACUAGACUGGGUCUGAUGCAAAAUCGAGAUCCUUCUGAGCAGUGAGGGCAAGACGAGACAGAGAACUGCAAGUCCCACACAGCAGUUGGCAGUCUGAUGGUUCAGCAAAUGCCAAGUAUUACAACCUUGAACCCCAUGUGAACAUCAAUGGGCCGAGCCUGGAGAGAGCAAAUCAGCAACUAACCAAAGCUCCACGGCCCACCUGUAACGUAAAUUGGACAUCAGUAGGCAGCAACAGCAGAGAGCAAAUCAGCAACCGAGCCAGGCCUCCACCACUACUCACACUCUUUGAUAAAAGCUGGCUACCAGGCUGUGCUCGUCCCUACUUGCAAGAACCAGAUCAGCUGUGCCAAUGGCUCAAGACGGAGUGCAGUACUGUCAUUCAGACAAAGACUUUAUCUUGUCUCCUCACAGUAAGAAGGUUCCUAAAAGGAUGGCGUCCCUCUUGGAGAUGAAAGAAAUCUUCCGCACUGCUGAUGCAGUAUGCUUUGAUGUGGACAGUACAGUCAUCAGGGAAGAAGGCAUCGAUGAACUUGCGAAGUUUUGUGGAGUAGGAGAUGCCGUUGCAGAGAUGACGCGCAGAGCUAUGGGUGGCACUGUGACAUUCAAAGCAGCUUUAACGGCACGACUAGGACUCAUACGUCCAUCCUAUGAGCAAGUGCAGAAAUUAAUAUCUGACAACCCACCUCAGCUAACACCAGGAAUACGGGAGCUGGUGAGCAGGCUUCAUCAGCGAGGGGUCCAGGUCUUUUUGGUCUCUGGAGGGUUUCAGAGCAUCGUGGAGCACGUGGCCUCACAGCUGAACAUUCCAACAGCAAAUGUCUUUGCCAACAGGCUGAAGUUUUACUUUAAUGGAGAAUAUGCAGGAUUUGAUGAAACACAACCAACAGCUGAAUCAGGGGGGAAAGGAAAGGUUAUUACUCAUCUGAAGGAACAGUUCCACUUUAAGAAAGUAGUUAUGAUUGGAGAUGGAGCUACAGACAUGGAAGCCUGUCCCCCUGCCGACUGCUUCAUUGGAUUUGGAGGAAAUGUUAUCAGAAAGCAAGUGAAGGAGAAAGCUAAAUGGUACAUUACUCACUUUGACGAACUGCUAAAGGAACUGGAAGAACGAUAAAUUAUACAGUAAAAUAAUAUAUUUAACAACUAUAAGUCCAUUAUACAAUGCAAUUAAACAUAUAUUUGUUUGCAAAGUCGUGUUCUGGAUUUCUUAAUGAUUCUGGGUGUUGGGUGCCCUCAUCUCUGGUCUGAAACUUGUCUUGCAAAUAGCACUAUUCCACUCAAAUAUUUUUUUAAUGAAUCGUAAGAUUUUUUUAAACAUCUUUUCCACAGUGGAAGAAGUCAGUUGAUUAUUCACUCACAAGUGAAGACCAAAGGUAGAAAAUUAUUAAUAAAGUUAAAAACACCUUAAAGGAUUGGUCCCUGGUCAAUAUUGCAUAUCUAUUGUUUCAGAAUCAUUAAAGUUAAUACCUCUACUUAUUUUGGGUGGCAAAAGAAGAAGGGGGCCACAAAUGAGUCGUCUGUCUAAAUAAUAAUAAUAUAGUCUAAAAGGUAAACAGCAUGGGAAGUACUCUCCAUCCCAAAGAAUCUCAGAACUAGUUUAAACACUGAAUAGAUAGAUUGAAAUCAGAGAUACUUAGUAAUGUUUUCUAUAAAAUAUGGUUACAGGAGAACCUAACCUAGCACGUCAUCUUGUUACUCAACAUCACUGUUACUCAACCUGUAGUCUGAAAGACAUGAGAUACAUGCAAAUCUGAGAUAUAUGCAAUAUUCAUCAGUGUCCACCCAAGCAGCAGAUUUUUAAGGCGAGCCAUAUAGUGGUUCCCAUACUUUAUUAAAAUAAACUCCAAAAUGGCAAUUUUGUAAAAUGGUCACACUGUUUACUUAACUGUUUUAUUUAUUUAACAAUCCACCCCCGUCAACCUAUAACUAGAUGGAAGCUAAUUCAUCAACCUUUAAAAAAAAUAGUCUACUUAUUAAGAAAAUACUAAGAAACUUAUCUAGCCGCCUCCUCUGCCUCAAGGGUUGAUCAACCACCCUUAAACUGUUUGUACCAGAAAUAAGUCUAACCUGUUCUAAGUAAGUACUUCUCUGAGCUUCAGCUAAUGAAUCCUAGUUUCUUAAGGACUCGUCUUUUGCGGCUCCAGCAUCUGAUCCAAGAGGGUCCUUAUACACAACACACUUGAUAAAUGCUGCCUUUUUGUCAGCAAGUCUUGGCAGCUCUUCUGUCUUUUUAACCAGCUUUGCUGACACAUCAUGGUAUUUUUGUUUCCCUGACUUAUAAAGAAUCUCACAUCUGAUAAUGUGAAAAGCUUUGCUGAUGUUAAAAUAUAUGUGACAUCUUCCACUUCCUUCCAUCCACAUAAGACCAUCACAAGAGAAAGGUGGGUAGAUAUGACAUUUGUCCUGGAAAAAAAAUCUCUGCAGGCUUUCAUCUUCUGGGUGCUUACAAACAGUCUGAGUACUUUUCUGGAAACUGAAGAUUAGGCUGAGUGCACUAAUUCUCUUUCAUCUCACCACAUAUUUCCUAGAUGGGAAGAGAAACAAGUGAUGCGACUACCUUCCAAAAUGUCCGCAAGAUAAUCACCGCUUCUCACAACUUGCACUAGAUUUCCUUAAUUUAAUAAGAUUAAAUCAAGGUGCAGUGAAAGAGCUCCUGUCCAACUGUUUAAGCAUCACCAACAAUUAAAAAACCCCACCAGUUCUGUCCAUUCUGCAACAUCAUCAGAGAGGAUACAUGGGAAAGAGGCGUUAACAAAGCCCCAGAGCGAUGAACGGCAGCUCUAAGAGAUGCCAUCUAAUGUUUUUGGCAAAAAACCUGAGGCAACAAUUGCCUGAAGUUACAACAGAACUUACAAACUAGAGAUGUAGAAGGGUUAAAAGAAAAUAAAUCCAGAAACAAACUUCUGAUGGCCUUUUAGAGAAAGGCAGACAUAUAAAACAGCUAUACUGAAUACCUGUAUACAGAGUUUAAAAAAUUUCACAAAAGCCAAGACAGACAAUAGUUGGCAGGCUGCUCAACAGAAAUCUUCUGGGAGCAUUAAAGAUGAUCUCUUUCAAAUUCUUCCUGAGAAAAAUCUCAGCCAGCUCCAAGGCCAGCUCAUGUACAAUCAUGCUUUUGUUCAGUCAAGACUGCAUGAGUAGAACAAGUAUAAACUCCUGCUCUCAUUCAGUGUGUUCCCCUGCAAUUCUACAGUUAUGAAGCAGAAGUGUUUCUGUUUGCUGGUUUUCUAUUAAUUAAAAGGCCACUAAAAAAAAA
Athene cunicularia (burrowing owl) is the source of this 4384-nucleotide messenger RNA. It is a transcript of the gene PSPH, whose product is annotated as phosphoserine phosphatase. Lineage: Eukaryota; Metazoa; Chordata; Aves; Strigiformes; Strigidae. The transcript has 5 exons. The coding region runs from base 1481 to 2242 and encodes 253 amino acids. Gene Ontology annotation, molecular function: L-phosphoserine phosphatase activity; magnesium ion binding. Gene Ontology annotation, biological process: L-serine biosynthetic process; dephosphorylation. Gene Ontology annotation, cellular component: cytoplasm. The record is from RefSeq and is a predicted model, not a curated record.